UUUCAGGGGGGCGUUUGUGAGUGCAGUAGUGGCGGGUGUGUGAGUGUGUGUGGAGACAGGGCAUCAGGGCUGCUCUCUCUCUCUCUCUCUUUCCCCCAUCCUCCUACUAUUCCUCCUCCUCCUCCUCCUCAAGUAGCGAUUGCUGCUGCUACUCGAAGAAGAAGGAUUGCUGACCGUUCAGGUGUAAGGAGGGAACCUUGACCUCCGUCAACCCGUAAAAACCAAAAUGGCUGUUGGGUUGGCGAGGUCAGUCCUCGUGGCUGCCAUAUUGCUGUCAGGGUCACUCCUAGUUCUCUACCCAGUUUGUGGUGAAAACCCCUCGUAUUCGGAAUGCCGCCCACACAUAGACGCCACCAUCAGAGACCUCGCUGCCAAGGCUAUCGUGGCAGGAGAGACGCCCUCCGAGGGGCUGGAACACCUGGAUUACGCUACUGCUGAAGAAAUCGCUGCACCAGCAGCCGUCGAAGAUGGAGGAAAGGCAAAGGAAGCCAAGGCUCCGGAACCUGCCCCACCUGCAGAAGCACCUCCACCUGCUGUAGAGGAGCCACCAGCUCCAGCCCCAGUUGCUGUAGAGGAGCCACCAGCACCGGCAGUUGUAGAGGAGCCACCACCAGCACCAGUUGUUGUUGAGGAGCCACCACCAGCACCAGCAGUAGUAGCAGAGCCACCAGCACCAGUUGCUGUUGAGGAGCCCCCAGCACCAGCACCAGUAGUGGUAGAGGAACCAGCACCACCACCAGCCCCUGAACCAGUCGCUGUAGAGGAGCCAGCAGCAGCUCCCGAACCACCAAAGGCCCCUGAGCCUGAAAUCCCCGUGGCUCCCCCACCAGCCGCGCCUGUGGUGGUCGAGGAAGCCCCAGCUAAACAGGCAGCAGACUCAGCGGCCGAUGAUAGUGACGAGGGCCUUGAUGAUGAUGACGAUGAUGAUGAUGAUGAUGAUGAUGAUGAUGGUGGUGACGACGAAGAUGAAGAUGAAGAUGAUGCUGCUGAUGACGAAGAGGAAGUGGCUGUCGUGAAGGGACAAGACGCAGAAGACGACUUGGAUGACGAUGAAGAAGCGUCACAAGACGAUGAGGACGACGGACGACGACGAAGAAGAAGAAGAGGAAAGAGGAAGAUGAAGAUGAAGAUGAAGGAAGAUGAGGAAGAAGCUGUAGAAGAAGAGGAAGAUGAAGAUGAAGAUGAGGAAGAUGAGGAAGAAGCUGUAGAUGAAGAGGAAGAUGAAGAUGAAGAUGAGGAAGAUGAGGAAGAAGCUGUAGAAGAAGAGGAAGAUGAAGAUGAAGAUGAGGAAGAUGAGGAAGAAGUCGUAGAUGAAGAGGAAGAUGAAGAGGAAGAUGAGGAAGAUGAGGAAGAAGCUGUAGAAGAAGAGGAAGAUGAAGAUGAAGAUGAGGAAGAUGAGGAAGAAGCUGUAGAAGAAGAGGAAGAUGAAGAUGAAGAUGAGGAAGAUGAGGAAGAAGUGGAGAAGAAGAGGCAAGAGAAGAUGAAAGAUGAGGAAGAUGAGGAAGAAGCUGUAGAUGAUGAGGAAGAUGAAGAGGAAGAUGAGGAAGAUGAGGAAGAUGAAGAAGAUGUGGAAGAAGCUGUAGAAGAGGAAGAUGAGGAAGAUGAGGGAAGACGAGGAAGAAAGUAAGAAGGAGUGAAGGAAGAUGAGGAAGAAGCUGAAGAAGAGGAAGAUGAGGAAGAUGAGGAAGAUGAAGAAGAUGAGGAAGAAGCUGUAGAAGAGGAAGAUGAGGAAGAUGAGGAAGAUGAAGAAGAUGAGGAAGAAGCUGUAGAAGAGGAAGAUGAGGAAGAUGAGGAAGAAGCUGUAGAAGAGGAAGAUGAGGAAGAUGAAGAAGAUGAGGAAGAAGCUGUAGAAGAGGAAGAUGAGGAAGAUGAGGAAGAUGAAGAAGAUGAGGAAGAAGCUGUAGAAGAGGAAGAUGAGGAAGAUGAGGAAGAUGAGGAAGAAGCUGUAGAAGAGGAAGAUGAGGAAGAUGAGGAAGAUGAAGAAGAUGAGGAAGAAGCUGUAGAAGAGGAAGAUGAGGAAGAUGAAGAAGAUGAGGAAGAAGCUGUAGAAGAGGAAGAUGAGGAAGAUGAAGAAGAUGAAGAAGAUGAGGAAGAAGCUGUAGAAGAGGAAGAUGAGGAAGAUGAGGAAGAUGAGGAAGAAGCUGUAGAAGAGGAAGACGCUGUAGAAGAGGAAGAUGAGGAAGAAGCUGUAGAAGAGGAAGAUGAGGAGGAAGAUGAUGAAGAUGCUGUAGAAGAUGAAGAUGAAGAUGAGGAAGAUGAUGAUGAUGAGGAGGAGGAGGAAGAGAAAGCCUCUGCAGUAGAAGAGAAAAUAAUUCCAGGUAGAGAUCCCAAAUGGUCAAAGCCCUGGAAGACGCACGAGGAGUUCCAGGACAAGCCCGAGGCUGAACCAGUUAUAGUAAAGGUAGUCAGGGAUCCUAAGUGGGCAAAGCCCUGGAAGACUCACCCUGAAUUCCAGGACAAACCAGAAGUACCAGCUGAAGAGAACGUUGUAGAGAAAGUUGAAAGAGAUCCCAAGUGGGCUAAGCCCUGGAAGACUCACCCAGAAUUCCAGGACAAACCAGAGGAACCAGUUGUCGUUGUUGAGAAAGUUGAAAGAGAUCCCAAGUGGGCUAAGCCCUGGAAGACUCACCCUGAAUUCCAGGACAAACCGGAAGUUCCAGCUGUUGUCGUUGUUGAGAAAAUUGAACGAGAUCCUAAGUGGGCUAAGCCCUGGAAGACUCACCCAGAAUUCCAGGACAAACCAGAGGAACCAGUUGUCGUUGUUGAGAAAGUUGAAAGAGAUCCCAAGUGGGCUAAGCCCUGGAAGACUCACCCUGAAUUCCAGGACAAACCGGAAGUCCCAGCUGUUGUCGUUGUUGAGAAAAUUGAAACGAGAUCCCAAGACAAACCAGAAGUGCCAGUUGUAGAGAAACUUGUAGAGAAAGUUGAAAGAGAUCCCAAGUGGGCUCAACCCUGGAAGACUCACCCUGAAUUCCAGGACAAACCAGAAGUCCCAGCUGUAGAAAAAGUUGUUGCAGAGAAAGUUGCAAGAGAUCCUAAGUGGGCUCAACCCUGGAAGACUCACCCUGAGUUCCAAGACAAACCGGAAGUCCCAGCUGUAGAAAAGGUUGUUGCAGAAAAAGUUGAGAGAGAUCCCAAGUGGGCUCAACCCUGGAAGACUCACCCUGAAUUCCAGGACAAACCGGAAGUCCCAGCUGUUGUCGUUGUUGAGAAAGUUGAAAGAGAUCCUAAGUGGGCUAAGCCCUGGAAGACUCACCCUGAAUUCCAGGACAAACCAGAAGUGCCAGUUGUAGAGAAACUUGUAGAGAAAGUUGAAAGAGAUCCCAAGUGGGCUCAACCCUGGAAGACUCACCCAGAAUUCCAAGACAAGCCAGAAAAGGCAGCUGUAGAAAAGGUUGUUGCAGAGAAAGUUGCAAGAGAUCCCAAGUGGGCUCAACCCUGGAAGACUCACCCAGAAUUCCAGGGCAAACCAGAGAAGGCAGCUGUAGAAAAAGUUGUUGAAAAAGUUGAGAGAGAUCCCAAGUGGGCUCAACCCUGGAAGACUCACCCAGAAUUCCAGGGCAAACCAGAGAAGGCAGUUGUAGAAAAAGUUGUUGAAAAAGUUGAAAGAGAUCCCAAGUGGGCAAAACCAUGGCAGACUCAUAAGUUCCUCGAUGAACAGCCUCAAAAGCCAGCUAUAUCAGCUGAAAGCUCCACGAGCACGGUCUACCAUGACACAUCUUCUCACCCGUAUAGACAUUAUUACACUGUUCUUUACACAAUAUGUGAAUUGUGUCUUAACACUCAUCUCCAAAGUGCCACACCAGCUGAGACCGUCCAAAAGCCACCAACACCCGAGAAAGAAGCUCCAAAAAAGAAACCUUCCAUAGGCAUAAUGAACAGGAUUAUUGAUGUCCUCUUUGGUCUUCCAAAGGGCCCAAGAGAUCCUAAAUGGGCUGAGCCAUGGCAAACCCACAAAGAGUUCCAGAAAGCCCCGAAAGAGGCUAAGGAAGCUAAGCCUGCAAAAGUUCAAGCCUCAGGUGGCAUCAUCAACAGCAUUGUCACUUUAAUCUUCGGAUCCACAAAGGGCGAACGGGAUGCCAAGUGGGCUCAACCAUGGCAGACCCACAAAGAACAUCAGAAAGCAGCCAAGGCAGAUGAAUCUGCUGCCCAUCCCAAGAAAGUGCAGCCCUCUGGAGGAGGAAUAAUCGACAAGAUUGUGACCUUGAUCUUUGGCAAGACGACACAAACGCGUGACUCGAAAUGGGCCCAACCAUGGCAGACGCACCAAGAGCACAAGAAGUCUGAGAAACCGGCUGCAGUGAAAGAAGCAGCCAAGGUGGCCCACGGUGCCUCCGGUGGCAUCAUCGACAAAUUCGUGAGGCUUAUUUUCCCAAUUCCAGAUGGUAUCAAGCGCGAUGCUAAGUGGGCGCAGCCUUGGCAGACUCACCCUGAACAUAAGAGACAAGCUGAUCCAGCUGCGAAACCAGAGGCAAAGAAAACGGCACCAGUAGUCGCAUCUUCUGGUGGCAUCAUUGACUCCAUAGUCAGAAUGGUAUUCCCAAUUCCAAAGGACAUCAAGCGUGACCCAAAAUGGGCUCAGCCGUGGCAGACUCACCCUGAGCACAAGAGAGAAGCAGUCGCAAAAGUGCCCGAAGAGAAGAAAGUCGCCGCUGUUCCCUCCGGAGGAAUUAUCGAUAAACUCAUUAAACUUGUAUUCCCAGUCCCUAAAGAUACAAAUAGAGAUCCAAAAUGGGCCCAGCCUUGGCAGACACACCCCGAGCACUCUAGAAAACCCGUAGAAGGAGAAGCACCCAAAGAAAAGAAAGUGGUUGCUGCCGCAGGAGGUGGUAUUCUUGACAGCCUCAUCAAACUGAUAUUCCCCACCCCUCCCGGCGGUAUCAAACGGGACCCGAAGUGGGCGCAGCCGUGGCAGACGCACAAGGACGUAGGAUUGAGAGGCUCCGCCCCGCCUCCAGCUGCAGCAGCACCGGAAACCAAACCCGCUCCUGCUGUGGAGCCUGCCCCAGCCCCAGCCCCAGCCCCUAAACCAGAAGUUCCUGCUCCUAAACCGGCCCCAGCACCGGUCUUGCCACCAGCGCCAGCACCGGCCCCAGCCCCUGUACCUGUAGCUGAACCAGCCCCUGCUCCUAAACCUGAACCAGCUCCAGCCCCAAAACCAGAGCCGAAGCCUGUGGUAGUAGCAGCACCCACUCCUGCAGAACCUGUGCCAGAACCUCCCAAACCGAAAGCAUCGUUUCCCGCUGAAGAGGUGGCAGGUGACACGGAAGAUGAAGAGGGUAUCGAAGUAGAAGAAGAAGAAGAUGAAGACGUAGAAGAAAUUGCUGUUGGAAAGGAUGAUGCAACCGAUGACGAUGAAGGUUUCGAAGAAGGUGAGGAAGAAGAUGAUGAUGAUGAUGAGGUGGAUGAAGAGGAAGAAGCUGAAGAAGUAGAUGAGGAUGAAGAGGAAGAAGAAGCUGAUGAAGUAGAUGAAGAAGAAGAUGAAGAGGAAGAAGCUGAGGAAGUAGAUGAAGAUGAAGAUGAGGAAGAUGAGGAAGAAGCUGUAGAAGAAGAUGAAGAUGAAGAUGAAGAUGAGGAAGAAGCUGAGGAAGUAGAUGAAGAUGAAGAUGAGGAAGAUGAGGAAGAAGCUGUAGAAGAAGAUGAAGAUGAGGAAGAUGAGGAAGAAGCUGAAGGAGUAGAUGAAGAUGAAGAUGAGGAAGAUGAGGAAGAAGCUGUAGAAGAAGAGGAAGAUGAAGAUGAAGAUGAGGAAGAUGAGGAAGAAGCUGUAGAAGAAGAUGAAGAUGAAGAUGAAGAUGAGGAAGAAGUUGUAGAAGAAGAAGGAAGAAUGAAGAAUGAAGAUUGUCAAGUCGUCACCGAGGAGGAGGGUCCCUCCAAAAGCGCCGACGAAAAAGUGGGCGAUGGCAAAGCCUUUCCUGACGAAGGUCAGGACGAAGAAGAAGAAGAUACUGACGAUGAAGAAGAAGGAGAAGAAGAAGACGAUGAUGAUGAAGGAACACCAGCAGCAACUGCUGAAGGUGCGGGUGGAGUUGCUAAGGACGCCCCAGCUGCUGACAAGCCAGUGGCUGAUGCCCCCAAAGCCCCGGAACAGCAAGUACUGGAGGAGGCACCGAAGAAGGAACCUGCUCAAGAACCUGCGCCGAAGGAGGAGGAGGAACAGAUUGUCGUAGUUCCAUCAGCCUACAGGUCCCGCGAGACGCUCGAGGCCAUCCUCGGCCUGGACGAGACCUCCCAGGACACGGCAGCCCGCACCGACCCCAUCGCCGAAGCCACCUUGAAAGACCUCAAGAAGAUCUAUGAGACCACAAUCAAGCCCCUGGAGACGCUCUACAAGUACCAGGACAUCUCCAACCGACACGUUUCGGACGCCGAGCUGUUCGGCACGCCCCUCAUUCUCCUCGUCGGCCCCUACUCGACGGGAAAGUCGACCUUCCUCAACUAUCUCAUGGGUGUCGAGUUCACGAAGCGAGCACUCAAGACUGGGACCCCUCCCAGCCACGGUGUGUUCCGAGUGAUCCAAUACGGAGAAACCGACAGAGAACUGGACGGCACAGAACUCAGCGCUCACUGGUCCUUCACGUCGCUCCAGAAAUUCGGGCAGAACUUCAUUGACCAACUCCAGGGGAGGUCCCUCAACUGCCCUCUGCUCAAGAAGGUGACCUUCGUCGAAGCCCCCGGAAUCCUGGAGAUGCGACGACCAGGCGAGAGGCUGUACCCAUUCAACGACGUCGUCCAGUGGUUCAUCGACCGCGCCGACCUCAUCCUCGUGAUGUUCGACUACACUAAACUCGACGCCGGCUACGAGCUGGAAGCCAUACUCGACCAGCUGAAGGGACGGGAGUCCCAGUCACGCAUCUUGCUGAACAAGGCCGACCAGGUGCCCCCAGAGGAGCUGAUCAAGGUCCAGGGAAGCCUCUUCUGGAACCUGAGCCCUCUUCUGGGCGUCUCGACCCCGCCCACUGUUUACGCGGGCUCGUUCUCUGCGCGCCCUUACAAGACGUCGUCUCCUGCUAAACUGUUCCAGGCGCAGGAGGAGGCCCUACUGAACGACAUCGCCAAGGCCGUCAACACGAGGGUCGACAACCGCAUCGCCAUCGCCCGCAGGCACGCUGUGCGUGUCAGGAACCACGCGCAGAUGGUGGACACCUACCUGACGACGUUCUACAAGAACAAAGGGUUCCUGACGAGCAAGCACAAGCUGGCGGAGGACAUCAUCGAGAACCCCCACUCCUACAACAUCUACGAGGGCAUGAGCCUCCUGACCAACAUCUCCCGUUACGACCUGCCCGAUCCUGAGGUCUACCGGGACUUCUUCAGAGUGCACAACCUCUACGACUUCCAGACCCUCCGUGAGACCUGCUCCUACUUCCGAGGGUGUCCUCUGCACAAGAUCGACAACGCCAUCAGCUCCGACCUCCCGGAGCUGUUGGACCGCAACCGACGGCUCCUGGAAGCAGCCCUGGCUUCCCCGGGAUCACGGGCGGUCCCCCGCGACGCCCCCGUGCCCGCCCCGCCGGUCAGGGGGUCAGUGCCCGCUGCCGCUACUCACGCACAGACCUCCUGAGCACUUCACAAGGCGACCCCCACCCGACCACAGGUGACGCCCCAGUGUGUGAGUUGCUGCCGAGGCGUGGUGGGGACUCCCGCCAGACGACAGAAGUAGGAGAACAUUGAAACAUUGAGAUAGGGACAUCUGGCCAGACGACAGUGCCUGAAGAAGAAGAGGAAGAGUGAUAGGAACAUCUGGGACAUAUGGCCAGGCGGGAGUGAGGCGGAGUCAGCAGGUCAGGUCACGCCCCCGUCUCACCCCCGCGAGCUAUUUAUACACAUACUGCCUGCAGUAGGCGGCGGUGGCGAAGGUGGCCAGACACUGCCCUGCCGCUGCUGCCUUCAGUGCAUCCGCAUUUCGACGACCUACUGGAGACUUUUAAAACAAAAAGUGUUGCUGUUUCUGAUUCGCGAGGAGGAGGACAUUUAAGGCGUCUCUCUCUCUCUCUCUCUCUCUCUCUCUCUCUCUCUCUCUCUCUCUCUGUGUGUGUAAGAGUUCAUCGUCAGGUUACUGCAAGACCGCCAAACAUAACCUCACUUCAAGAAGGUAUAGCCAGAUACAGAGAGAAAGCAGCUUGAUACACACACACUUUCUCUCUCUCUCUCUCUCUCUCUCUCUCUCUUUUUCUCUCUCUCUCUCUCUAUUCCUUCUCGUUCGUCUCCGAGACUGGCAGCACUUCCAAACCCCUGCAUUCCCACCACGUUUCAAUGGUCCACGAUAGCUCAGCGAUGGUAUUUCAUCCAGGCUUAUUAAUUUUUUGUUUCUCUUUCGUGUGUCUCAGAAUUGAUACAUUCGUCGUUCUGCUGUUUUUGUUUUUGUUGUCGUUGUCGCUGUUGUUGUUAUUGUUGUUUAUUCAUUUAUUUCUUACUUUGUUUUCGCUGCUUCUAUUUCUUCUCUCGAUCUGUUUUCGCUGAUUCUUCCCCCGCUUCCGGUAACGUGACGCCACAAAGAUAUAAAUCUACAGCUCCCCCCCAAAAAAAUAUGACCUGGCGGUGGGGUGCGGGGGAGCCACCUUGGGGUACUCCUCCUCAACUAGGGAGGUGGUGCCCUUGGUUGCCCUGCACAAAAAAAAAAAAAAAAAUCAGACAGCAAAAAUGAAAAAUAAAAACUUUGACCAGACGCGCAAAAGAAGCACCAAAAAUAUAUUUUUAAAAAACCAUAAAACCCGUGAGGAAAACUCAAGAUUCCUGCCCACCAUGUCGAGUCUUCGAGCAUUCCAGAACCGCACUGGUAGUAGUUCCAGCGAGGAUUGGAAACUGGAUCCACAACACGUUCAUUCCAGAACCACACUGGUAGUGGUUCCAGAGAGGAAGGGAAGCUGUAUCCUCAGUAGUUCCAGCGAGGAAGGGAGACUGGAUCCACAACACGUUCAUUCCAGAACCACACUGGUAGUGGUUCCAGCGAGGAAGGGAAACUGGAUCCACAGUAGUUCCAGCAAAGAAGAGAAACGUGAUCUUCCACAGUAGUUCCAGCGAGGAAGAGAAACUUGAUCCUCCACAGCAGUUCCAGCGAGGAAGGGAAACUGCAUCUUCAACAGUUCCAGUGAGGAAGGGAGACUGGAUCUUCAACGGUUCCAUCGAGGAAGGGAAACUGGAUCUUCCACAGUAGUUCCAGCGAGGAAGGGAGACUGGAUCCACAGUGGUUCCAGUGAGGAAGGGAAAGUGGAUCCACAGUAGUUCCAGCGAGGACUGGAAACUGGAACCAUAAUACGUAUUCUCUUGCAAUCAAACGUUUAUCUAUAUCUACAAACGUUCCGUUUAUCGUUUUUUCACACGAAGUGGGCCAAUAAUGAAAAUGCUUCCCCUCCCCCCGAAAAAAACUAAAACCAGCCGUUCUAGACUUAGAAGUUUAAAAGCAGCCUUCCAGAUCACGCCAAGAUUGAAAUCGAAGCUCGGGUCUCUUGCUGCCGCGCUUCUAACCGAGGAAGCGAAUGUCAGAAGACCUUUACUCGUUCCAAGGACUUUUUUUUCAAAACACAAUCAACUAGACUUAAGUUUUUAUAUAUAUAAUGAAAUCGAAGGAUGAGUACAAUCUAGUCAGUUUGUUCUUAAAGCCGAGAGCUCGGAUGCCUUGGGUGUUCCAAGCCUGCGUAUUGAAGGUGAUAAUGAUGAAGAUGAUGAUGACGACGUAGAAUAUUUCGUGGUAGUCAUAAUUCGCUAAAAUGUAGCUGCGUUCUCUCUUUGUAAACAGCGUGCGGUAACUAUAGCAGUACACGCUACACAUAGCAGACUUAGCUAACUGUAAGUACCAUCUGCUACACAUAGCAACGCCUUAUGACGCUCAUUCAUCGGUGACUCUUAGGCAGUUUUCUCACUGAUCCACUUCACAGGAAGAUAUAAUUAAGGCGAAUUAUGACUGCCCCUUCACUUGGCACCCAGCGAUAGGCACGCCCUCUGCUGUCGUGUUUCAGUUGCUGUUUUUUUAUGAGUGAAUCUUAAUAGAUUUUUUUCCACAACCUCACUUUUUUGUUCGCUGACCCCUCCUCCACUGAUACCAGUUCCUCAGGUGGGGACGAAACGUAAACAUAUAUACAUACUACUGGUUAGUAUAUAUCUGUAUGUAUAUACAAGAAUAUCAUAACCCGGCAGAUAAAACACAUGCUUAAAACUACCAUUUGAUUAAUGUCGCUUUUGGAAUUGCAUAGAAUUGACCAGCAAUUUCGAAACUACCGCAAAAAAAGUAUGGCUGUGGAAUGGUUUGAACAGUGAAGGAUGCCUUACAGUGGCUGCUCUCUAGGUUAGGCUAUCCCGCAAGGAUGCUAAAAUCAAGAAGUCUAAACCUCAGGUUCGUUUUCUAUACUCCUUGAAAACAGGGCAGCCAACCGUUCCGAAUUCUUCAUCAUUCGUAUAGUGUCGUAUUUUCUGAGUGCAUUUGAUUUUUUUCUACAAUGUGUGAAAGUUAUACUGUACAUUAUUGUAAAUUUACUAUGAAAAAUGGUUUGUGUCUAUGUAUAAUUGAAUUAUUAGUCGUUAAUGAAAGUAAGUAUAUCAUGCUCAAUAAAAUAGUAUAACUUUUCUUGUUGGUCUGGCUUUCUGUAAAUAAUUUAUUGUCAUUUUUUUUCCGGAGAGUAGGAUAGCGUUAGGAUCGUGGUAGCUACUCGGAUUUAUGUUUUGGGAUUUCGUAUUAAUCCCCAGCCUUUUUGCAAUAGGAUUUAUAGAUACUUUUAGCUCAAAUCCUAAGGUAGGCUAAACCUGAUAAAGGAAAGUAGUAGCGGUGGAAUCGACUGCCUCAUGAUUAUAAAAAAAUUCGUUUAUACAGAUUUGAAGGACCUCUCCGAAAUGUAAAUAAAGAUUCCCGUUUUCUUUCGAUUCAGCGAGACCCGUUUUCCCUCACUUAGAGGACCUCUCUAAAUCGUAAACAAAGAUUCCCGUUUUCUUUCAAUUCAGCGAGACCCGUUUUCCCUCACUUAGAGGACCUCUCUAAAACGUAAACAUUGACUCUCAUUUUCUAUACAUUCAGCGAGACUCCAUUUUCUCUCUAUAGGUCAUGCAAUAAUAUUCAUUUUUGUCGUCGGGCGGUCGGCCGCGUUAAGAUAGAUGUACCGUAGAUGUGACAAAAGAGGCAACAAGAGCUGUAUUUAGAGUUGUGAUGAUGAUGGAGUUCCACGUCUUUGAUGUCUGUGAUGUUCUGUGAUUGCGUUGGUAAAGAUGCUUCGCUUAGGGGUGAGCGUCUGACUGUCUACGCCAGUCUUGGGAAGAGUCGAGAAUGAUUGGCUGUUUGAUGGCUCAGAGAUUUGUCGACGAGAGCCAGAAUAACUGGCUGAAUAAGGCGACUGUCUACAUGUCAGUAGAGCUGAAGACUGGUUCAAUAAGGCGACUGUCUACAUGUCAGUAGAGCUGAAGACUGGCUCAAUAAGGCGAACUGCCUACAUGUAGCCCAAUUACAAAUCUGACUCAUGUGCAAUAUCUCCAUCAAAAACAAGCAGUUGUUUUAGAUGUAAACAAAACAGAAGACUGGCUAUUGAAUGGAUAUAGAGCUCUACAUCUAGACAAAACAGGAAAACCGGUUGUCAAAUGGUUGCAGAUCUCUUGAAAUAAACGACUGCAUAAAUAUAACCCAGUUGGGAGUUCCCUGGAAGAUUGGCUGAAGAAAGCCAGAGCUAUAGCCCCCCGCGCGAACGGAUAUAACUUUGUAUAUGUUGAAUUUUUCUUUGUAUAGCUUCUUCAGUAUUACCCUAUGUGACGUAGGGAGUGUUAUAUAAAUGAUAAUAAUCACGGUUAUAAAUGCAA
Macrobrachium nipponense is the source of this 11775-nucleotide messenger RNA. Its product is annotated as titin-like. The transcript is spliced from 25 exons. Gene Ontology annotation, molecular function: GTP binding. Lineage: Eukaryota; Metazoa; Arthropoda; Malacostraca; Decapoda; Palaemonidae. The record is from RefSeq and is a predicted model, not a curated record.